GGGCUCGAACUCACGGACCGCAAGAUCGUGACCUGGCUGAAGUCGGACGCUUAACCGACUACGCCACCCAGGCGCCCCUCUUCCUCUUUUUUUAAAUAUGUAAUAAGUCUAUGCAGAUCUAGGGAUUUGAAAUGUAAUAAUUAAAACCAAAUCAUAUGUAUUUUUAAAUUUGUGGAUACUUGGAAAGUUUUGCUCUAUUGUCCUAAUUUAGUUCUCAUUAAAAAAAAAAAACAAACAAACAAACCAACAACUGAUUUAACAGUAAGUGUUUUCUGGGCACCUAUUAUGUGCCAGGCACAAUUUCUAGAGUCUGAGGAUAUAGCAGUGAACCGAACACAAAAAUUCCUAUCCUCAAAGAGCUUAACAUUACAUUCUUGUAGGCUUGGAUGUGCAUGCUGAGACAGACAAAACAAGGUAAAAUUUAAAAAUAUAUAGUGUAUUAGAAUAAUGGUAUGCUUUGGAGAAAAAGCAGAGAAGAAACAUUGAUUAUUGAGGUGCUACAGUUUUGAAUAAUUUGAGAGAACCCCUGGAGGUGGUGGAUGUGGUUUGGCCUAUUAUGCUGAUAAUCUGAAGGAAGAGUGAUCCAAGUGGAGAAAACAGUAUGGGAAAGGGGCCUGAAGCUGGUUGUGGUUCUGGUUGUGGUGCUGGUUCCCAGCAAGGGAAAGCAGCAGUGAGAAGCCCCAUUAGAAGUGUGGAAUGGAGUGUAGAUGGGAAAAAAGCAGGGCUAAGGGGAGAUUGCAGACACCAGAGAUAAUCAUGGGAAUUCUGGCUUGUAUUGGAGUAGGGUAGGAGCAGGGAUAACAUGAUCUGACUUAAGGUUAGAGGAACUCUGAAUCUAAAGUUGUCAGAUUUAGCAAAUAAAAACACAGGACACCAAGUUAAAUUUGAAUUUCAGGUAAACAAUAUUUUUUUUAGUACAAGUGUGUCCUGGGCAAUAUUUGGGAAGUUCAAAUUUGAGCAUCCUAUAUUUUAUCUGGUAAACCUAUAGAAGAAGGAACUUAAAGUGGACAGAUUCUGCAUAUGUUUGAAGGAAUCAUAGUAUUUGCUGACAGACUGGAUGUGAGAAGAGAGUCAAAGAGGACUCUUAGAUUUUGGCUUGAGCAACUAGAAAGAUGGAGUUGCUGUUAACUGGAAUAGGACGACUGUAGGUGGAGAAUGUUUUGGGGAAAAAAAUGACAAUCUUAGUUUUGGACAUGUUGGUUUGUGGUGCAUACUAGUCACCCAAGUAGAGAUGUCAGGCCAGCACUUGAAUAUAGGAGUCUGAAGUUCAGGAGAGGGGUCUGGGCUGGAGGUAACAAUGUUGGGUGUUGUCAGCUAAUACAGGCAUUUACCAAUUCAUACAUCAAUUUUUUGUGUGGAAAAUUUCAAACAUGUCAAGUAGAAAUCAUUGGAUGAAUGAAUGCCAAUGUACCCAUCACCUAGCUUCAACAAUUAUCAACCCAGGGGCAGUCUGUACCCCUUUCCAGGUCCCCUAAUCCAUCUCUAUUAUUUUAAAGCAAAACAAAAGUUUUGGAGAUUAUUUCAUUCAUUUAAAAUUUAUGUAUGUAUAAAAGAUAAGGACUCUGUUUUUAUCAUAACCACAAUAUCAUUACCACACUUAAAGUAACAAUUUAUUGAUAUCAUUAAGUAGCUAGUCAAUGUUUAAAUUUUCUUAAUUGCUUUCUUAUAAUUCAGUAUCCAAACACAUUGUAUUUGGUUGGUGUGGCUCAUAAAUCUCUUCUAAUUUAUAGUCUCCCACAUCUCUUUUUUUUCUUGCCUCUUAUGCUUUAAAAGAAUAUGAUCAUUUAAACUGUAGAAUUAACCCCUCUGGAUUUUGCUGAUUCCAUUCCACUGGUUCUAUUUAACCACUGUAUUUUCUGUAUACUGGUCCUUACAUCUAGAAGGUUAAUUAGAUUAGGGAUCAAUAUUUUUGGCAAGUAUCUUACUUCUUUGGUAAUGCUUGGCACCUCCUGUUGAACCUCAUCAAGAGGCUCAUACUAGGGCUGGUUCUGUCUUUGUAAAUAAAAGAUCAACUGAAGGAUUUAGGUGUUUUCAGCCUGAUCUAUUCAUUAUAAAGUUUCCUAUUACCUUUCACCUCAUGGUUUAAACAGCCAUUUAUGAUCAUUGUCUAGAUCCAUUAUUUUCAUUGCACCUCCAAAAUGGUAAUAAUCUAAUUGUACCAUUCAUUCUGUGUUUAUUAGCUGAAAUACGCCUAUAAAGAACAUUCUCACAUCUAUAUGUUGGUUACUUUGAAGUGCAUCUUCCUAGAAAGGGCUAACCAUAAGAAAUGAAUUUUAACGUCUGGAAUAUCAAAGAGAUGCUCAGUAUUCCCUCAGGUUCUGGGACCACUAAUUCCUCUAGCUGGAAUAAUAAUCAGACUGAUCACUCCAGUCUCAGUGAUUCCCAGUUCCUCUUUGGAUCACAGUUCUGUCCAGAAAGUUCAGAGACUCUGUCAGCACCCUUGGACUCUGGUGUCUACUUGAGACACCCAAAACAGUCACAACAGAAUUCUCUGGAUAGUGAACCAAGUAUUUUCACAAAAUACCAGACAAAACCCCAGCUCUUUGGAGGAAAUACAAAUGAUAGAGGCUUAUUUCCUCUUCCUUUGUCAGUUGGAAAAUCAAAGGGCCUCUUGGAACAAUUUGAGGAGAAAAAGAAAAGGGCAAAAGACAAAUGUGACAGUGAGACUCUAUACAACUUCAUUUCCCAUAUCAGAGAAAGCAUUCACAAGUUGCAGGCAUCUGUGGAAAAGUCUGAGGAACAUCUCAGUUCAAGAAGUCAAUCUAUUUUAGAUUGUUUGGAGACUGUGGCCAAGACAUUGCAAGAGACUGUGCAGGCCCAGAGUGAUCUGCUGUUGGGAACUGUGCAUGACAAAGGCAACAUGGAGCAGGUUAUCCUCGAGAUACAGAAGAGAUUUGAAGCUAGACAAGCAGAAUUUAUAGAAAUGAAGUCCGACCUGAAGCACCUUGAAGUUUUAGUUGCCCAGCAGAGUAAGGACUUCCAGCAGCUGUGUGAGCAGCUAGGCCAGCUGAAUGUGGCCAGCGUCCUAGCAGAGCUGAAGAGAUUGAUUUCAGUCCCUCAGGUACCUGGGCAUGUGAAAGACAGCACUUCCCAGACCUCACUACCUCUGGCCCAGAGCCUCAGUUUCACCAGGCAGGACAGAUAUGCCUCUGAGGAACCAGAUACGUGGCAGACUCAGGCCAUCCCUGCUGUCUGGAAUCUUAGUAUGGGCUCCCUGCAGCCUGGGGAGUUUGCUAUCUAUACUGAGGGAGCAAAAAGUGAUGCUCUCCAAGGAGAGGCUGUGCUGAUGGCCGCUGGAACCGGCAAAAGAAGCAGGCGAGUAAAGGACAAGGCAGUGCAGACCAACUGCCAGAAUUGGACUCUUAAUAAAACCAGCCUUGAGAAUCAUGGCUCUGGUUCCCCAGGCCACAAAGUUCCUUGUGACUGGAGCUGGGUUUCCCAAGGAGCCUCAAGGUUUAUACCCCUGGACUUUGAAUCCAGCAUUAAGAACACUUGCCAAAAAAGUCAAGCUGAAGGUGUGCUUUCGUGUGCCCCUUGUGAACAAAGGCUGGUGACUGCACAGAAAGGCAGAACUAUGGAAAGAGGGGGGAAAGGCAAGAAGCAGCAGCCCAGGAAAGCCUGCAGAAGCAGGCUCCUAACCAGGAAGCAAGAACAAACCCCUAGCAAAACCUGUGCUUUCAAUUCUAAAUAUCCUCAGCUUCCAGUUUCUGGCCCACAAAGGCUCCCCCUGGAGCAGCAGGAACCCUUUGCUCAGUCCCUGCAUCUGUGGGGCUCCAGGACUCCCACAAAACCAGUCAUCCCUGUUCUGAGAGCAACAGUCAUGCCCAGUAAGACAGUGAGGGCAGCACAGGAGAACAUCUUGCAGCUCAGUGGGCAUUCUUCCAAAGACAACAGCCUGCUUUCUAAAAGUUCCCUGGGGGACCACCAGAUGAGCUGGUUCAGUGACCUCAACCUUGGAAGUUCAGAGUCCCCUCUGUGCAAGGAUCCAGAGAAGAAUAUGCUCUAUGAUCUGGGUUUUGACAGCAGUGAUGAUGGCUUUUGACCAGCCCACAAUCUGACUUCAGCUGAUAGUUUAUUGGUCUCAGCUGGAAAGACAAAUUCUAGAACACUGGGGCUGGCUAACAGCAGAAAGUCCCUGAAGCCUGAUUGGAGCCCUCAGGCUCAGAGGGCCUGCUAGGGGGGGUGGUGGUCAGUGUAGGACAGGUGCAGGGCAGGGGAGUAGCUCUGGUGUUCUGGGUACCAGGUGCUGCCCAUGACAAACAUAAGGGAUAAUUGCAUCCUUAUUUAUUGGAGUGAAGCACGUGGAGACGACAGUGAUGAGCUGGAGCAGCAGCCUGGGUGUAGGGUAUCAGGAGGAGGGUGCUGAUUUGGGUGAAAGGAGGACUGGCCUCCAUGUGGAAUACUGAGUGGCAGAAGGGCUCUCACAGAACUGUUGCUGUGGCAGCAAGACUCCCAAACAUUUUUGGUCUUCACGGUAUUUCCUACACCUGACCAAUACCUAUCCAGGCCUCGGGAUUUUUAAAAUUAUUUUUAUCCAGUUUUACUGUCAGAGCACUUGCAUGUUUUGAUCAGUGGACAUAUUACAGGACACACUGUCUUCUUGUGAACAGAGAAACAGAGAAUGUUAAGCUGCCAAUGAAAAGAGGUGACGGGCACCCAAUAAAUUCCCAGAGCACCACUGUAUACAAGCCACACAAUCCCAUUUUUCGUCCUGGCUGUUUUUCCUAUGCUGUUUGCAACCACCCUUCAAGCUAAUGAGAGCAUCUAAGGGCCCUGUAUUAUUUCCAGAGAGCAAUAGGCUUAUUUAUGUGAGACGUUGGCUGUCUAUUCAUAUCUUGCAGAAGUUUUGAAUUUUUGUUAUACAUAUAUGUAUAUUUGUUUUAUAACAAAAAAUAAAAAUUUUUAAAAGCAUA
Molecule: messenger RNA, 4913 nt
Organism: Felis catus (domestic cat)
Lineage: Eukaryota; Metazoa; Chordata; Mammalia; Carnivora; Felidae
Gene: IHO1
Product: interactor of HORMAD1 1
Exons: 8
Coding region: 2267-4042 (591 amino acids)
Biological process (GO): homologous chromosome pairing at meiosis; DNA recombination; meiotic DNA double-strand break formation
Cellular component (GO): condensed nuclear chromosome
Source: RefSeq, a predicted model, not a curated record